This is a messenger RNA of Fusarium sp. VM40, 417 nucleotides long. Lineage: Eukaryota; Fungi; Ascomycota; Sordariomycetes; Hypocreales; Nectriaceae. The record is from the annotation of a GenBank genome assembly.
AUGUCUGGAAAACUCGUCCCUCUUACCGUCAUCAAGGGCGCUGGCCACGAGUUCAUCCCUCUUCCCCAGGGAGAGAACGCCACCACAGCCGACUUCCAUUCCAUCCGCACAAAGACCGAGUCCCCCGCAUACUUCACAUCUGGUUUCUACAAGAUUGAGGCUGGCCCUGAACGUCCUGCUCUUUACAACUUUGAGGAGACCAAGUAUGUCCUGAGUGGUCAAAUUGACGUUUUGGACGAAGCUACCGGCAUCACUCACCACCUUGUCCCUGGUGACUUUGCUUUCUUCCACGUCGGCUCCAAAGUCAAGUUCUCUACACAAUCCCAAGGCUUCGCUUUCUACGCCGUCACUCGCCCUGUUCGUGCCCCUCACCCUCACUUGGUGGGCCGCGAGGAGGAUACCAAGUCUCGUUUGUAA